GUGGGGCUCCGGUCGGGGAGCUGUGGGCAGGGGCUGGCUGGAGGCAUGGAGGAGCCGCGGGCCGCCGCGGGCGGGGACGUGUCCCUGCACAACUUCAGCGCGAGACUGUGGGAACAACUCGUCCAUUUCCACGUCAUGCGGCUGACGGACUCGCUCUUCCUGUGGGUGGGGGCCACGCCGCACUUGCGCAGCCUGGCCGUGGCCAUGUGCAGCCGCUAUGACUCCAUCCCUUUGUGCACCUCCCUCUUUGGAGACACUUCUGACACAACCUCCAGUGGCCUGGCCCAACGCCUAGCCAGGAAGACCAACAAACAGGUGUUUGUCAGCUAUAACCUUCAAAACACAGACAGUAACUUUGCGUUACUUGUAGAAAACAGGAUCAAAGAAGAAAUGGAAGCUUUUCCGGAAAAGUUCUGAGUAGCAGAAGAGAGAGUUUAUAACUUAUGUAUAAUAUACAUUUAAAUAAAUGGAUUGGGUUGUUUUUGUUA
This is a messenger RNA of Perognathus longimembris pacificus (Pacific pocket mouse), 488 nucleotides long. It is a transcript of the gene Psmg4, whose product is annotated as proteasome assembly chaperone 4. The transcript has 3 exons. Lineage: Eukaryota; Metazoa; Chordata; Mammalia; Rodentia; Heteromyidae. Gene Ontology annotation, biological process: proteasome assembly. Bases 46 to 417 code for a protein of 123 amino acids. The record is from RefSeq and is a predicted model, not a curated record.